UUUUGGCAGUUGACACUUGCGUAUGAUAAUCUGUGGAUAAAUAAUGUGAUUUGUGAUUGUGGAUGUGAAGUACGUAACUUGCAUAAGAUUUAAGUCCUACAUAAAUCGUUUUAAACUAUAAAAUGACUUUUUCGUUAAGCUUUAAUUACAAAGUUCUUAAAUAUGUGAUGAACUAAUAAACGUUACAGUGAUUAUGCGUCGUUCGCUUGUAUACUUCGUUAUCUGUACCAAUAAUUUGUAAAUAUAGCAAGAGUAAAAUAAAAAAUAAAAAUAAUGGACGAACGAAGAGUGGCUGACUACUUCGUAGUAGCUGGGUUGCCUGAACAACCAGAAGUGCUUGAUGACUCUGACUCUGGCCAUUUGAAAGGCUAUAGUACAAAAGCUCCAAUAACUGACAUAGGUGUUAUAUUCCCCGGUCUCGGCGAAACGGUGCCAAAUGGUUACGAGAUGUUGGAAUUAACGCCUACCGGGUUACCAGCUGACCUGAAUCACGGCUCAAUGCGAUCUCCUGAAUGUUUCCUCUGUAUAAGGAGGGGUCGAGAUAGACCGCCUCUCGUCGAUAUAGGCGUAAUGUACGACGGGAGAGAGAGGCUGAUGGCUGAUGCGGAGAUGGUCCUCGUAUCAGUUGGCGGUCGCUUAGCCAAUAUCAACAAUUCUACCGCGAAAACGUUCAUAACAUAUAGGCGUGCUCACCCUACCGCGCCUUGUAACGCGCUUGUCGUUGUCGACGUGUGCGUUAUAAUCUCGAGUAGGGGGGAAACUCCCCCUCACGCCUUUUGUAUGAUCGCCAAGAAUCUUAAUAAAGGACUAAUGGGAAGCGAUGUGUUCCUUUGCUACAAGAAAUCAAUGAACCGUCCACCGUUAAUAGCUUACAAACCAGAAGUACUAUUUAGGUAUCCAACGGUUGAUCGUCGUAGCUUAGUUUUUCCAACGUCCGUGCCGCUGUUCUGCUUGCCAAUGGGUGCCACACUCGAACUUUGGCCUAACAACGCCUCACAGCCGAAACCCGUGUUCUCCACCUUUGUCCUCACAGUGGCUGAUGCUACUGAUAAGGUAUAUGGUUCGGCGGUGACAUUCUACGAGAGCUACGAUCACACUCGACUGACAGAGUCGCAGGCAGAGCAACUGGGCUGGCGAGUGGGCGCCUCGCAUACUACGCACGCGCUGCACGCCAACAAAUGUAUCUGCCUCCUGUCACGCUGGCCCUUCAGCGAUACCUUCGAGCGUUGGCUGCUCUACAUACUCGAAUUGUCAUGGAGUAAAGAACCCUUAAACAUACCUAUAGAACGCUAUAUAACACACUUGUUAGAAGAAGUUCCGUUUCCAGAGCCGAGAAUAUUAUUGCAGCUUUCCCCGACAAACCCCCACGACCGAGUGAUAGUGACCCGUCGUGAUGAUCAGCCCUUAGUACGCAGUGGAGCGGGCUUCAGACAACUCCUACUAAAUCUUGGCCCCGACAACUGCUUACUAAUCCUAGCGCUGGCUAUCACUGAGCAGAAGAUAUUGAUACAUUCAUUAAGGCCCGACACACUGACAGCUGUGUCUGAGGCAGUUUCGAGUCUGCUGUUUCCGUUCAAAUGGCAGUGUCCAUAUAUACCUCUCUGUCCACUAGGCUUAGCAGAAGUACUUCACGCGCCGCUACCAUACCUAAUAGGCGUUGACUCCAGGUUCUUCGACCUGUACGAGCCGCCUCCCGACGUCACGUGUGUCGACUUAGACACUAAUAAUAUUACUAUAUGUGAAUCCCAACGGCACAUCUCAUUAAAAAUUCUACCGAAGCGACAAGCGAGGACGCUGCGACAAACACUUGAGCAGUUAUUCGCUAAUAUACGCCCCUCUUCGCCCAUCCAUUCUUCGAGCGAGAGUAAAUAUAAUGGUGAACCCACGACAAGCUUAGAUCGAGACUUCCAGAAAAGAAAGAAAGAGCAAACAUUGGAGUUAAAAAUCCAAGAAGCGUUUCUCCGUUUCAUGGCUGUGACACUCCAAGGCUACCGCAGCUACCUCAUACCGAUCACCAAGGCACCCACAGUUGGGACUACGGACCCACAUGCCCUGUUUCACAUGGACGCCUUUUUGAGGUCUAGAGAUAAGACGCACCAGAGGUUCUACGCGCUAAUAAUGCGCACGCAGAUGUUCACUCGCUUCAUCGAGGAGCGGUCGUUCGUGUGCGACGUGGACCAGGGGCUCACGUUCUUUGACGAGUGCAUCGAGCGCGUGGCCGGCAACGAGCCGCUGCUCGCCCUCGACGCGAACAACGCCUCCGAGCGCACGGUCUUCGUGCUACCGCCCGACCCGCCCGACCCCGAGGGUCAGUACACUUACACCAAGUUAGUGCUGGACGAGCGGCUAGCGACGCGCGGCCGCGAGACGCGCUCCCUGCGCGCCGCGCCGCCCGCCGCGCUCGCCUCCGCGGAGUCGCUGGCCGACGCCUCGCCCAUGGCGCGCCGCACCAAGAACGAGAUCGUCGCCGCGCAGCGGUUAGCACGUAAAGCAAGUCUGUCACCCGAGGCGUGGGCCAAAUGUCUUCUCGGCACUUGUUAUUCACUAUACUUCCUUGCCCUGCCGUGUCGCCUAAUACUCUGCCGGGGCAAGGAACACGCGACCCUUCGCAGCGCCUAUGAACUUCUAGAGCGAGCUACUAAACUACGAGUGCCUUGCGACGAGGUGUGCUACAGAGUGAUGAUGCAGCUAUGCGGUAUACACUCGCUGCCAGUACUAGCGGUGCAACUGUUGUUUCUAAUGAAGAGAGCGGGUUUGCAGCCCAAUGCCCUCACAUACGGCUAUUACAACAGAUGCGUGCUCGAAGCGGAGUGGCCGCAAGAUAUGCCAAGCGGGUCGCAGCUGCUGUGGAACAAGCUGCGCGUGGCGGUGCUGGGCGCGGCGCGGUUCCGCCAGGCGGGCGCGCAGCGGGCGGCGCGCGCCGUGCCCAGCGCACCCGCCGGUUCAGGAACGUUGCCCAGAGUACGCACGGUGGGUGGGGAAGGUGCGGAUUUAUCUGCACUAGCAUUGGCUGAACCCACACGAAGUAAAUCUAGUCUCGAUUCCGCGCCGGAGGCGGCGUUCGAGGCGCUCGUGCGGCGCGCCAACAUCGUGCGCGCGGCGGCGCACGCGCGCCACCACCAGCUGUCCGCGACCGCCGGCAUCCUCAUCUCGGGUAUACCGUCCGAUCCCGACUUGUCUAGAACGUCCAGGCCUAGAAGUAAUUCUUUAGGAAACGAAGAGACUGAACCUAUUCCGAUAGCAGAAAAAAGACAGCCGAUCCAUGUAAGCCCAGAGAGCCCGUCAGAUUUAAGGAUUUUGACAAGAUCCGAAAGUUUUGCUGGCGACGCCCAAAUAGUUCAAAACUUACAAAGGCUAUCCUUCUCUAGUACACCGAAUUCUAAACCUCGAUGUUCGAAGACGUUAAGUUUCCCCGAGGAGCCAGAGAAAGAAGCGGCAGCUGUGGAUGAUUCGGAGAGAAUAAAAACAUCGCCACUCAACGCCCGCAGGGUGUGCGCGCGCACGCCGGUGCUGGCGGACGACCCGCUGGGCGCGCUGGCGCCGCCGCCCGCGCCCGCCCCGCCGCCCGCCCCCCGCGCCCGCCCCGCGCCCGCCGCCAGCCCCGCCGCCAGCCCCGGCGCCAGCCCCAAGCUGUUCCACCGCCGCGCCUCCUUCCAGGACGAGCCCGACGACGAGCCGCGCGGGAAACUGCACAGGAGCGAGACCGCGCCCGCCACCGUGUCAUCCGGCCUCGCCAGCUUCUCCAACACGCUCAAGAUAAACUUCGGACGCUUUUCGCCCGCGAGACUGUCAUUGCGCAAGGAAAACAUGAAAAUCAGCAAGGCCAUGAUUGAGAACUACCUCAGCCCUACGAGCAUAGCCGGUAAGAAGUCGAACGAGCUACUACAAAGCGGUCUUAGCAGUCUUAAGUCGGCGGCGACCAGUAUGGCGAAGAAAUUCGAUGAAAUGAAAGAAGUUAUAUCGGCAAACUCGACACCGGUCAAAGGUGCCAUUGGUAACGCAACAAGCGCCCUGACCAGUUUUAUCACUGAGGAGGAUACAGCUGAUAUUUCGUCCGAGUUCAAUCCAGAUGAGUACGCGUCGACGGGUGGCUUCCGGCGGGCGUCCAGUGACGCGGAGCUGGCGUGCAGCAUGGAGCGCGGCUCGCUGGCCACGCUCCUGGCGCACCUGCCGGACAACCUCUACCCCUCCACUCAGGACAACGCGAAGACUACAAAUCCGGCAGUAGAGGUGUAUAUAACUUCGUGCUCGCAGUGCCAUCAGUGUCUGUCCUACCUGUAUGAUGAAGAUAUCAUGGCGGGUUGGGCGGCCGACGACUCCAACCUCAAUACGCGCUGCACCGCGUGCGGACGACACACCGUGCCACUGCUCUCCGCUCAGAUAAUACGAAUAGGACAAACGCAAGCAGAAACGUUGAGCGUGCCUUACUUAAAUCCAUUGGUGCUGAGGAAAGAAUUCGAAUCAAUUUUAGGUAGAGAAGGCGAUUCCUGUCUAGCCGAACCAGAGUUUGUAGAAUCACACCCGAUAGUGUAUUGGAACCUAGUUUGGUUCUUAGAACGUGCCAAUAUCGAGAAUCACCUGCUCGACUUGCUGGAUCCCGACUACUCAGCGAAGUAUCAGAGCUCUGACACAUUGCCCGAUGCGGACAAACCUACUGGCGUGCGGCUGGAGUGCACGUGGGAGGGCGCGCGCGCGGAGGGCGAGGCGCCGGCGCUGUACCGCGCCUGGCGCGGCCGCCAGCAGCCGCGCUCGCGGGCCUUGCGCGCGCUGCUGCUCACCGACCACGACUGCUCCAAGCACCACUCGGUUGUUCUAGCAGUACUGGACGGUCUCUUGAGCAAUGAUCUCUCUGAUGCAAUUCGAAAACUAGCUGCGUGGAGAGAAUCCACUUGCGGAAACAAACGAUACUAUUCCUACUACAGAGACAUCCUGUUCCUGGCGAUGGCGGCGCUGGGCGAGCAGAACAUCGACCUGGUGGCGCUGCAGGGCGAGUACGCGCGCGCGCUGGAGCAGCUGGGCGCCGAGGCGCGCGCGCGCGACCUGCCGCCCUCGCCCACCGCGCUGUGCUGCCGGCACUACUUCAAGCGCCUGCGCCUGCCCGCGCUCGACUAGCGCCGCACUCCGCUGUACACUUGUGUCAGUAACUAGCACGAAUAGCGCCUUCUCCACUCGACUUGUGUCGAUGACUAUUUCCACAUUAUACAUUUCAACUGCAUACUCGUGCUCUGCCGUGCUUAAGUAAAAGGUAACCAUUUUUGUAAAAUGUUAACACCAUUACGUUUAUUUUAUGUAUUUCGUUCAAACAACUCCAAAAAUUUAAACUCAUAUUUUCUAGUUUUGAUAUUAACACUACUGCCUUUUACCUAAGCACAACAGUACUGGCCUCGAGCACCAGAGGGAGCAUUAAAUUCUGCUAAAUUCGUC
Molecule: messenger RNA, 5424 nt
Organism: Melitaea cinxia (Glanville fritillary)
Lineage: Eukaryota; Metazoa; Arthropoda; Insecta; Lepidoptera; Nymphalidae
Gene: Crag
Product: DENN domain-containing protein Crag
Exons: 35
Coding region: 274-5112 (1612 amino acids)
Biological process (GO): regulation of Rab protein signal transduction
Cellular component (GO): cytoplasmic vesicle
Molecular function (GO): protein binding
Source: RefSeq, a predicted model, not a curated record